This is a messenger RNA of Caenorhabditis bovis, 777 nucleotides long. NCBI's taxonomy places the organism in Eukaryota, Metazoa, Nematoda, Chromadorea, Rhabditida, Rhabditidae. The record is from the annotation of a GenBank genome assembly.
AUGUCAACUAUUUUAAGGUAUGCUCGAAGUUUCUUCAAAUUCAACGUUUUCUUGAGCGUUGCUGACAAAACUUGGGAGACAAUGCUCAGAGGCAAAUCCGCGCCCGCUUCAGGGACAUCCAUCAUCUUCGGAAGAAUCAAGAGAUCUGACGAAAAGUGCAAUUGCUCCGAGGAGCCGUCAGACUGUCCUGAAGGACCACGAGGGCCUCCUGGAGAACCAGGAGAGGAUGGAAUCGAUGGACCUGAUGGAAUUCCUGGAGAGCCGGGAGCUCCAGCGUCACUUCGCGAAAGCGAUAUACCUACAGAUGGAACCUGCAUAAAAUGCCCUGCCGGACCAGAAGGUCCUCCAGGACCACCAGGAGAUGAAGGAGAACCAGGAAAUCCGGGAGAUGACGGAGAGCCGGGAACACCGGGUGAUGAUGGAGCCGAUGGUGAGCCUGGUAAACGAGGAAAACCUGGAAAGCCUGGACCGAAGGGUCCACCAGGAACACCAGGACGACCAGGAACUCCAGGAAGAAAGUCGAUUGGUGAACCUGGACCGAAGGGACCGCCAGGACCUCCAGGCGCUGACGGUGACAAGGGACAGGACGGAGAAGAUGGUGUUGAUGGAGCUGAUGGACCUCCAGGAGACGACGGCGAACCUGGAAAAGACGGAACACCUGGAGAACCGGGACCACAAGGAGAGCAAGGAGCUGAAGGACCACCAGGAGGAGAUGCCGCUUAUUGUCCAUGCCCAGAGAGAAGCAUCUCAUUGAAAGAAUUAAAGGAUAAGAAUUGA